Molecule: messenger RNA, 2840 nt
Organism: Pangasianodon hypophthalmus (striped catfish)
Lineage: Eukaryota; Metazoa; Chordata; Actinopteri; Siluriformes; Pangasiidae
Gene: lepa
Product: leptin a
Exons: 3
Coding region: 1770-2363 (197 amino acids)
Biological process (GO): signal transduction
Cellular component (GO): extracellular region
Molecular function (GO): hormone activity
Source: RefSeq, a predicted model, not a curated record
GAAGCCUUACAGUUUGCUACCUGUUCUAGUAAAUUUUGAGCCAUUGUUACCUUGACUGAGCUUGCUGUUUCUGAGUUUCUGGAUUUGCCCUUGUCUUGGUCCGUUGUGGAUUACUGUGUAUAGUUGCCUGUGGUAUCAUGCUGAUUCUUGGAAUUGUGAGUUGGCCUGUGUUUACCAGUGGCUGUUUUGUGUGUGAUCUGGAUAUUCACAAUGAUUGGAUUUGCAACUUUCUUGCUAAUAAAUGUCUUGCACAUGGAUCCUAACUACCCUCUUGAGUGUUGUUCAUUAUACUGGAGCUGUGAGGCGGUAACGAUGUUGGCUGCCCCACUGUCCUGCCCAGUCUGAUUUCUGAAAAUGUCUUGAUGAUUUCUUGAUGAACUGAACUGAUGUGCUGUUCUAUGUGGGUGAAUUCAUGCUUGGGGUGCCAACUCUUAAAAAAACAAAUUACCUUAAAGAGAAAAUAUCAUUUUUCAAUAUUGAACCUAAGAAAACAUGCACUUAACCAUUUGCUGAUACUGGCUACAAUUUGCUCUGAAAGUAAUUUGAGAAUUUUCUUCAGGAAUUUAUGUAACUUCCAGCUGUGAUUUGUGGUAAUGCUCAAAAUAUUUAUGAAGGAAUGUUGCUGGACAUGACGAAAAUAGAUUUUUCAUAAUCUGUAAUGCAUGACUCAUGGACAUAGAUGUUUAAGCAUAUGAAGUUAAAUGAAUUCACAAUGAAUGAAUUUUAACAUAGUAAGUUUUUUUAAGUAUUUUAACUACACAGGUAACGUGUUAUUUCAAGGUGAAGUUGGCUGGAACACGCUGUAGACAUGCACAUAGGUUGUUCUGCAAAAGGACUUUAACUAUGUUUAAAAUGUCUUUUACCUUUACUUUAUGUACAUAUUUGUAAAUUUUAUAUCAGUGACACAAAAAUGGCACCACAAUAAUGAAGUUGCACAAGUAGUAUUUAUUUAAAACUCUAGUUAGGAUUUCCUUGAUAUCGGAAAUAUGUAAUGGAAGUAUAUUCUUCAAACGUAGACUUUGAAUCUCAAGCUCAGUAUGUUAGAUCAGGGAUCACUGGCUUAAUAAAGGCAAGUAAAUAAGAUCAUGAGUGAAUCAACAUGUUGGGGGCGUCAGUGUUUACAUUAGGACUGUUCCACAGAGUGACACACUAUUACAUAUUGUUGUGUAAAGAGAGAGAAACAGCUGGUCUUUCACAAUUUAUGAAACGACUAUGUGACUGGAAUGUUUAGCCAUGAUAUGUCUUGUAAAUAUUCGUCCUGGGGACAUGAUGCGGGAUUUCAAGAACACAAACAUUCAUCAGAUUUCACUUAUCCACUUUUAAAGAUGUUGCGCCACUUUUGAAGGUAAAAGCACUGAAUGGUAUGAUGAAAGUUGAAAAGCAUCAAUAUUUGCUUGCAAAAUCGAAAUGUUGGAAAGAAUUUCUAUGGGUUAAUCCAGAAAUUCACUCCAUUGUAAUUUUUUAUAAUUAGCAACAAACUAAAAAGGAAGAAUUCUCAAAAAUUCAGAAUACUGUCAUACUUUGUAAAAGCUUGAUUAAAAAUAAUGCAAUAAGUGCAUAUACCAGGUCUCACAGACUACACUAACACAAUUGUAAGUGUGUAUUGCUGUGAUUGUGUGUGUUAGGGCUGAUGUGUUUGAGGUAAGGUUGGGGGUGUUGUCCCCUUCCACAUCUCUGCUCUGGGACAUCACAUCAGGAAAGCCUGAAGUGAUUCAUUGAUGAGUCAACAGCUAUGAGCUAUAAAGCCACAGCACUGAUGGAGCCUAAGCAUGACACAGCUCACUCACCUAAAGGUGUUGCUCUACUCUCAAGGCACAAAACCACUCACACCCAAAGAAGGCGUUAUGGCUGUGUACCCUGCACUUUUUUGCUCCUGUGUAGUGACGGUGUUCACACUCGCCCAUGGCCGUGGUCUUCCUACAGACAGCAUGAAAAACUCUGUCAGACUACAAGUCGAGAACAUCAUCUCCAGAAUCCAGAAACACAAAGAUGAGUUCCAAAUACUCCAUAAAAUGAUCCUGGAUAGUCCCGAGCUCCUGCCUGAGCUGCAGUCCGAUAAGCCCAUCGAGGGUCUGAGCUCCAUGGUGGAGACACUGAACAACUUCCAGCGAGUUCUCCACAGCCUGCCCAAGGGUCACAUGAGCCAACUGCACAGUGAUGUAAGCACACUGCAGCACUACCUGGAAGACAGGAUGAGCUCACUGCAGUGUACACGCAGGAAAACAGGCACAGAGAAGAACCUGGAGGCCUUCCUGAAAAACCACAGCAUGUACUACAUCACCCUGGGUCACGUGGCUCUGGACAGACUGCAGAAAUACUUACAGAGACUCAACCACAAUCUAGACCAGCUGAGAACGUGCUGAAACAAAUGAUCCCUGUGCCGCUUUUUAUUAUUGUAUUUUUGUUAUAUUUAUUUAUAUGAAUGUAUUUAUGGACCAAAUAACUAUUUCCUAUUUUAUAUAUUUUUGUCUAAUAUGUUUUAAGGAGUUUAAUGAAUGCAUUUGGGAACCAGACAAGACAUUCCCAUCGGGCUUCACGUUCACACAUGCAUGCACACAGACACACACGUUAUACAUGCUGACAUCACCACCAGCCAAGUAUUCUCAGUGAUGUCGCAGUGUUACCGGAAGACUCCUGACUGAUGGUGCUGGGAAGCACAAAUCCUCUUGCCCUCUUCUGACCACCAGCAGACAAUCACUAUGGAUAUGAAUGCACUAUGAUCUUAUGUAUACUGUCAAUAGCUUCAUUUGUGUGAUAUUUGCAUCUGUAAAUUAUGUUAGGCAUUUAUUUCUUAUAUAUUCAUAAGUUCACUGAAAUAAAAAGCACAGUUCUCUAAGCCA